Dromiciops gliroides (monito del monte) is the source of this 7584-nucleotide messenger RNA. RefSeq names its product abhydrolase domain containing 2, acylglycerol lipase (gene ABHD2). The transcript is spliced from 12 exons. Gene Ontology annotation, cellular component: sperm plasma membrane; sperm flagellum. Gene Ontology annotation, molecular function: monoacylglycerol lipase activity; acetylesterase activity. NCBI's taxonomy places the organism in Eukaryota, Metazoa, Chordata, Mammalia, Microbiotheria, Microbiotheriidae. Bases 291 to 1568 code for a protein of 425 amino acids. The record is from RefSeq and is a predicted model, not a curated record. Gene Ontology annotation, biological process: medium-chain fatty acid catabolic process; medium-chain fatty acid biosynthetic process; sperm capacitation.
UAGCGGCGGGAGCAGCGCGGCACCGGCCCGGGGUUCCGGCUGCAUUUCCAGGAGAGCAGCCGGCAAGAGCGGAAGAACUGGAACCGAACCUGGGGAAAAUCACGUCGCCAUCACCAGCCAGCUGCAGAAAAGACUUCCCAGCCACCUUUGGCACUUAUUUCCGGCAUUUGCAAACCUUACAGCACAAUAUAAAUGAUAAUUUGACUACAAACUUCGUUCUAUCUCAGCGGCUUUCUAAGGACAACAUUCAAGAAUUCUCACCAUCAAGGAACAAGUAAUAUCGGCUCAAGAUGAAUGCAAUGCUAGAAACCUCCGAGCUGCCUGCUGUGUUUGAUGGGGUGAAGUUAGCUGCUGUGGCCGCUGUGCUCUACGUGAUUGUCAGAUGUUUGAAUCUCAAGAGCCCAACAGCCCCACCCGACCUGUACUUCCAGGACUCUGGGCUAUCUCGAUUUCUGCUCAAGUCCUGUCCCCUCCUGACCAAAGAAUAUAUUCCACCCUUGAUAUGGGGGAAGAGUGGACAUAUCCAGACUGCUUUGUAUGGGAAGAUGGGAAGGGUGAGAUCACCUCAUCCUUAUGGCCACCGGAAGUUCAUCACCAUGUCAGAUGGAGCCACUUCUACCUUUGACCUCUUUGAACCUUUGGCUGAACAUUGCAUUGGAGACGAUGUCACAAUGGUCAUUUGUCCAGGAAUUGCCAACCAUAGUGAGAAGCAGUACAUCCGAACAUUUGUCGACUAUGCCCAGAAAAAUGGCUAUCGAUGUGCUGUGCUGAACCACCUGGGUGCACUCCCCAAUAUUGAGUUGACAUCUCCUCGAAUGUUCACUUAUGGCUGUACCUGGGAAUUUGGAGCCAUGGUGAGCUACAUCAAGAAGACUUAUCCCCAGACCCAACUCGUUGUAGUGGGCUUUAGUCUGGGUGGAAACAUCGUGUGCAAAUACCUGGGGGAAACGCAAGCAAAUCAAGACAGAGUCCUUUGCUGUGUCAGUGUAUGUCAAGGAUACAGUGCGUUAAGGGCACAGGAAACCUUCAUGCAGUGGGAUCAGUGCCGAAGAUUUUACAACUUCCUCAUGGCUGACAACAUGAAGAAAAUUAUCCUCUCUCACAGGCAAGUUCUGUUUGGAAACAAUGUUAAGAAACCUCAAAGCCUGGAGGAUACCGACUUGAGCAGAUUGUACACAGCAACAUCUCUUAUGCAAAUUGAUGACAAUGUGAUGAGGAAGUUCCAUGGCUAUAAUUCCCUGAAAGAAUAUUAUGAAGAAGAAAGCUGCAUGAGGUAUCUGCACCGGAUUUAUGUUCCACUCAUGCUGGUUAAUGCUGCUGAUGACCCCUUGGUGCAUGAUAGUCUUCUAACAAUCCCUAAAGCGCUUUCAGAGAAACGAGAGAAUGUCAUGUUUGUGCUGCCACUUCAUGGAGGUCACUUGGGCUUCUUUGAGGGUGCCGUUCUUUUCCCAGAACCCCUGACCUGGAUGGAUAAGCUGGUAGUGCAGUAUGCCAAUGCCAUUUGCCAAUGGGAGCGUAACAAAUCCCAGUGCUCAGACACAGAGCAAAUGGAUGCCGAUCUGGAGUGAUACCUUUACAGACUCAGAAGCACUCCAGUGGCCCCUCCUUCUGAAACUACUCAUCUCUUCACCUGCUGCUUCAGGUUUUCAUCCUUCUCAAUAACCUGGGUACGUCAGCAGGGAAGCUUCCUACCAAGAGCACCUUUCGCCGAGGCAGAUGGCUCUCCCCAGGAUCUUCAGGCUAUUUUUGUGCUUAGGUUACUGAUUUUCUUUAUUGCAUUAUUGGCCAUGAUGAAGAGUGGCAGAAUUCUUGAUUACCUGUUCAAUUUCAGCAUUUGUUUAAGCCAAUUGUCAUCUAAUUUCCCUAUUAAAAAUGUAUCUGAAGAGCAUCUUUGCUUUGCCAAUCCAAAAAAUCCUCCCAAGAAUGUAGCAAGAUGUAUCCUAAAGUUUGUAACUGUACUUUGUGCCGUUGUUUCAACCCUGAAAGGGCCUGUGGUUCCAAGUCAAUACUGAGGAGAGGGAGCUUGAACCACCUAAGCAUGAAAGUUUGGGGGAAUGUGAGCUCCAUAAGCAGAAGGGGGAAAUCAGCUUCUAUGAUAAGCCAAGUUCCAUAUUUACAACACUUCCUACAGGGUCUUUUUACUCUGUUCAGCAAAGCAUUUAGGUUAGGACGAUCUUACGUUUAGAAUUUCUUAUGGAGGUUUAUAACCAGGCGUGUCUGACUAUGACUAGCGGCUUCGGACAUAAUGAAGGCACACCGUUUUGGGAUUGCCUUUUGUGCAUUUGCAGUAGAGUGUAGUGGAUAGAAAACUAGGACACCUAGUUCUGCCACAGUGACCAUGGGCAAGUCAUUUAACCUCUGUCAGCCUCAGUUUCCUCAUCUGUAAAAUGAGAGAGUUGGACCCAUUGAUCCCUGAGGGCCUGUCCAACUCUAAAAUUAUACGAUGAUUUCUAUUUGGCUAGACUUUGAGAGAACAGAAUUCCAAAUGACUUCCUGUUCUUUGAAUUCUUGCCCAAAUCAAACAAGUAGCCUUGAUAUGAUCAUUUGCCUUUCUUUUUUGUUUUCUCAUUACUUGCGUAGAGGAUUUUCUUUAGCACCGAAUUAUGUGUUGUGUGUUUUUUUCUUUUAACCCAGGUCUCUUUAACACUGGCUCAGCACUUCAAAAGUAAAAUUUAAGUUUAAACAAAGUUAAACAUCUCCAUUUAAAAAGUAGUCUCUUUUGCAACAGAAUUUUUAUUGAAUCUUAUUUACUUAUAUACUGUCAGAUAGACUUUUCCAGAGUCUCAAGUCAAAAAAUGUCAGUUGGGAUUUGGGGUUUUAUCCUUUUCUUGAUCUGUUGAUACUUCUGUAUCUAAAACCUCCAGCAGUUUCUAUAAUAUAAAGUUGCUAAAACCAGCAGUUGCUAUAUGGGAUUGUACAACACUCACAAUGAUACUACUAGGCAUCCUAUUCAGUCUUUUACCUUCUCUAACUUCUUUGACUCCAGCAAUAAGUAGAGGCUCAAUUGGAAAGCUCAGAUGGGGAGAGCUACUCAGGCACUUUGAAGGCGUUGUUUGUAUGUCCAUAGACAGGACAUGUGUAUUGCCCCAAGUGACCAUGACAAUAAUGACUUUCUAACCUGAAGAAAUUCUGUAUGACAAUCAUUAAGAAUGAACAACAGCCAGUAUUGAAAAAUAUUGGAGCUCCUUUGGUCUCAGUUUUACUUUCCAAUUAUUUCCCUGUUCAAUUUCUUGUAAUCUUUUCCAAAUUGUAUUCUUUAUUGCCUUUCCUGUAAUAUUCUUUUAGCACCAAUUAGCACUUUAUUAUAUUAGCCUUGAUUUGGCAAUUAGCCACUUUGGUUGUGGUUAAAAAAUUCUGCGUGUCCCCCCCCCAAAACCCCCUCCCUACUCACAGCUGAAAUCUAGAACAUUCAUAGACAGGCUUCCUGGUACUGUCAUCACUUCUCUAAACUUAGAUUAGUUAAACCAAGCAAUAAUUUUAUAACCACUGAAUUACUGUAUCAAAAAUUAUAGACUCUUUUAUUUGCCUUUGGCCAUCUUUUCUGGCCUAUUCUAAUAACUGGCACAUAUGCAUAUGCUGCUACAUUCAGAAGGAAAAACGGGAUCAGAUCCAGCCAAGUAGGAAACUAAUUUUUUCCCCAUGAAGACUGUUUCCUGGUGACUGGUUAGCAGGACCAUUCUCUGUUUGCUUUUGUUGGGAAGGAGUCACAUCUGUCUUUUAGCCUUUGUGACUGCAUAGCCAGAAUUUAACAUACAGCAUCCUAUGGACCGAGUCCCAGCUCAAAUCUUUUGUGCAGUGGGAUUUACGUUCCAUUUUGCCCCAAGUGGAAUUAACUGAAACCCUUUGUAUGUGCUCCAGUCUCUUCAGCAUAGAAAUGAGGGUGUGGAUGUGGCUUUUUGUCUUACAAGGAAAUUCUUGUUCUUGUUUGCUUCUCCAAUGAACAUGAGUAGUAGGCAUUGUAUUUAGAGAAAUGCCAGUUUCCCAAUAAGCCAUGGGGGUGGCGCAUCAUUUUAUAUGGAGAUUUUCUUUUCCCUUAAUCCAGGCUUCCUAUUUCCCUCCUCCCAGGCCACAUUGACAGUCAGUAGCCAUUACCAAGAAGGAGAGGGUUUUUGCUCUGCUCUCUAGUCUGCUACCCUAAACUGUCUGUUCUUGAUUGGUUGAAUCCACAUGAAAAUGACCUGUAUCCAGGGAGGAAAACAUUUUUGGCCAUUUCCUACACCUGUCUGUUUUAAGUUAUUCUUAAUAUAAAGUAGCAAGGAAAACCCGGGCUACUUUUCAAAUGCUAUGCUACCUCGCCCUUAACCAGAAAUAAAACCUAUACCAAUCAGGGCUAACAUGAACUUGGAUUUCCAGAUAGUGUUAGAAGAGGUGUGUCUAUUUUAAAAUCAGAUUCUGAGCUCCUACUGUACAAACACAGGGGCAGUGGUAAUAUAUUAAACCAAAGUGUAAUGAAUGUUCAUAUUUCUUCUUGCUGUAUUCUUUCCACCCUGAAAAGAAGUAAGACACAGUUCAGUAACUCAUCCAGACCCACUUAGUUCUUGGCAUAGUAUAGGUGGGAGCAGUUGCCACCUGGAAAGUAAUGUCAUGUUCUCUUGAUGUGUUUAUGUUUAAGGAUGCUUUUAACAGAUUUGGAAAACAAGCAUUUGUCUCUCUGGGAGGAAGGCUCCAAUCACAGAGUAGGAUAUUGACAGAAAAGUUUUUUGAGUUUUUUUUUUCCAUUGGUUCUGGAUCCUUAGUUUAAUGCCUUUGGAGACAUCCUUCAUCUUUGAAUGUGCAGAGAUUGUUACCAUAUCCUUCCAAUGUGGAAGCUCACCUGAAAGAUGGAUUCUGCAUUCUUGAAUCUUUUUAGUAAGGCCUUGGCUUAGUUACCACAUCUAGUUAUUGGUGGGCAGCAUGGAUUCAUUCCUUUAACCUAGAUCUGUUUACACACCCUCCAGGCUGAGUCUGACCACUCCUACCUUCUCCAGAUUCCUUGCGCAUGGAACACAGCUGUAGGAAAGCUUACCUUAAUAAGGUUUAGAGAAAGAGCCCUUAAGGCCAAUGACACUGGCUAGAGCACUAUCUCCCUUCAAGAUCUUCUGUAGUGUGGCCAUUAUUACCUUAAACCCUCUCUCAAUUCAAAAGUGUUUGUAAUCUUGGCCCAUGUUUCAUGGGGACAAGUCGAAUAUCAUCAUCAUUCAGGCAAGCAGGACAAUGAGACUCUUUCUAAGGUAGAAAAUUCCACAUGCUCAGCCUUUCUUUUCCAAAACAAGCUCCAAAGUUCUGUAAUUCAAUUAUUAAAGCAAUUUGUAGUCCUCAGAAUAACUAAACAUGACUCUUUGGAUAGCCAAGCCCACCACUCCAUGCAUCCAAAUUACAGAUCUGGGGCUCCAGGAGGCACAAUGGAACUUUUGUUCCUGUUUAUGCUUUAUAAGUGAGCAGAUGUGUGGGAUUUGAGCUGCUUCUCUUCUUCUGUACAGCACUGAUUCUGACUUAGGCCUGAAAUAAAGAUUAUUGACACAUCAUGCUAGCUUAAAAGAUCUUACAGGUCUUCAUUCUUCAGGCAGUACAGAAGGGCCAUUUGGUACUAUUUCAUUUCAGCGUCCCAUAAGAUAUCCUUGGGAAUGUCUUCCUUCACACCCAGAGGCUCCAGGAAAACUUCUUGAUACCUAUCACAACAUUGUAGCGUCUCUCUGCCUUGAGAGAUUGAACCAGAACCACCAGAAGGCAUAAAAUGUAUAGUCCCCACACUAAUUGUAAGUAGUCUGGCUCCCAAGAGCCAGCCAAGACCCACUAAGCACUUAGACCUACAGAGCUCUUUUCGCCUAGGCUACUGCCUAAGCCACCUUGGAUCAAAUCAAUGAUCCACAGAUGUUUUGUUUGGGUUUUCCCCCUUUAGAACUGUAAAGAUUGGGUUGCUUUAGCUUAGGAGAAUAAGCAGCUAAGAAUGUUUUCUUUCUCCUUAUCACUAAAGCAAAAGAAAUUAACUCCCCAUGCCUCUCUGAGCUGAGGAUCACUCUUGCCAAAUCGCACAGAAGAGUACAAGCAUGAGCAGAGAGCCUUAAGACCUUUCAGUCGAAAAAGCUGCUGCUUGUGACCACUGUCACAUCUUCCUUGUGACUCAAGAGAACACUGCAAGCAUUUCUCUUACAAAGUAGACUUGGGGGGCGCAGCUAGGUGGUGCAGGGGAUAAAGCACUGACCCUGGAUUCAGGAAGACCUGAGUUCAAAUCUGGCCUCAGAUACUUGGCACUUACUAGCUGUGUGACCCUGAGCAAGUCACUUAACCCAUAUUGCCCCACAAAAACAAAACAAGGGGGACUUGGCAGGAGGCCAGUACCCCAAGACCAGAAAGCCAAAUCAAGCAACCCUUUUUUUCAGGUACCAGUUAUCAAAGAGCUGCCUCUUCUAGGAUGUCAACCCUCUCUAUAAUAGCUUCACCUAGUCCCUAACUUCCUAAUUAUAAUGUUGACUCAAGCUUUCAUGUAUUUGAAUGAGUGGACUUCUGUAGUUCAUCACCAUUGGGUUAGGUCACUUAGUUUAAUUUCCAUGAAGCCUCUAGGUCUUUGCUUCACUUCUGAUGAAUAGUAAUGAAACCCUACCUUGAGGAUAUUAACUUAGUUUAUGGGAAAGAAGUGUGUUGACAUUAGCCAAGAGAUCCAUUGUUGCCAUAAAUCCCUGGACAGCCUUCAUUUGAGGGAUCUGCAAAAGCGCCUUCCAUUUCAAUAUUCAGCCUUCUUCCAGGCCUCCCUUGAUCUGGUAGCCAACAGGCCAUAAAAGUUGAGCCGACCAGCUCAGGCCUAACGAAAUCCACUCACUUCACGAGCUGUGCAUGGCCAUGAACAAUUUUUUUUUAUUUCAGGAGUAGUUUUCUCCAGGGAUUUUUUUUGGGGGGGGCGGGGAAUGGGGGAACAGACCCUUUUCAUUUUUCCUAAAGCACAAUUCAAAGUAAAAACUCUCUCCUUCCACACCGGUUCCAGAGGAUAGGAUAGUUCACUCUGCCUCAGGAAGACCUACACUGUACCUGAGCUUUCUGACUUUUGCCACUACAGCGGCCUUAGCAAAGCUGGGGGGGGGGGAGGGGAAGGGAAGGGAAGGGGAGUGAGUGUGCAUCUCUCUGUAUUUUGGUUGGACUUCUCUGUUCAACAUAGCUUCUUAAUUUUGGCAGAUUUGCUUCCAGAUAGGUUUUUUAAAAACCAUCACUUCUACAUUCCUGUUAUGUUGCAAGGUUGUUUUCCCCCCUAAAUUUAAAAUGCUGCCCUGGAAAAAAAAUUAGUUUGUAUACUGAAAACCUUCCAGCUUUUGGAUCUUAAAGGGGGGUGGAGAGGGGGAGAAUGGGAUCCUUUAGCUCUAAGGCAUUUAAGAUUUGCAACUAGCAAUGCAAUUUUUCUAAAUAUGGCGAUGUUUACCUUUAUUAAGAAAAUUAUAUUAAGCAAUGGUGUCCUUAAUCUUUUUAUUUUCUCAUAUUACUUUUGGACCUAUUUUGAUUCUGUGUGGUGGUAAACAAAGAUCAUUGCAAACAAAAAUGAUAAUUUUGUUAUCUUUGAUUCAGUGGAAUUUCUUUACUUAAAAAAACAACAACAAAAUAAAGGACAAAAUCAAUCAA